AUGAUCGGAGGACAGCCUGACUCAAGGUUUGCGGCAUCUGGACACGGACAGGCUCACGGAGGACUCGACUACACGGCCUCCAGCUUGCAGGCUUCUUUAGCCGUGGCGGCCUCGGAGUUGACGGAGGAUGACACGUCCGGGUUGGCAUCGGACGGCCACGUGCAGGACACCGGAUCGAAUCUGGACGCAGCGGGCCUGUCGCUGGACAUGUCGCAGGACUGGGACGAGUCGUCGCUGGCCUACUUCCUCAACGACAUCAUGCUCCCACCACUGACGCCUGUGCCUGACGGCCACGAUCUCCCCAACGAACAACCGUACCAUCUGCGCACGCCGCGGGACUUUCUGGAUUUCGGCACCUUCAACAUGGACACUCUGCCCGAUCUGGACAUUCACGCCCUGCAGCAGAACAAUAACCAUCACCUGGAGACGAUGCCAUCCGUGACCAACUUGAACGCGAUGUUGUCGAGCCCGCUCCCAGCAUCGGGGACGGCGACGCCCAUCUUUGCGGACGGCAUCUCUUCGGGCAAUGCGGCAUUCAUGCGCUCCAUGUGGAUGUGGACGCCCACCAACCGCGACCACGGCGGCGAAGACAGUCUCAAUCUCUCCUUGCCCAGCUCCGACAUGGACAGCCCCGAGACGCGAGCCCUGGCAGGUCGUCCGGUCUUCCACCACCGCCUGGACAACACGUUGCGCGACAAGAUCCUGGCCUCCGUGCUCGGCACCUGUGAUCCUUCGCUGUACACAGCCAUCGCGUCGUCGUUUCCCAGCGCCGAAAUGUUGAACAAGCUGUUGCAUUUCUACAUGUCCACACACCUCGCCCUGACCGACCCGUGGUUGCAUCUGCCCACCAUCGAGCUCGACAAUCAAUCCCUCGAGCUCGUCAUCAUGAUGAUCUCCGCCGGCGCCGUCGUCUGCUCGGUCACUUCAAUCCGCAGGCUUGGCUUUGCUCUGCAAGAGGCAGUUCGAGUGGCUUUGGCCAAGAAGUUUGAGACCGACAAUCGCUUCACCCGAGAUCUUACCACGCUGCAGGCCUUCGCGCUUCAACUCCAGGUUGGGUUAUGGAGUGGCGAUAAGCGUAAGAUGGAACUGGCCGAAAGCUUUGCUCAGCCUCUGAUCACCGCAAGUCUCUCCAUCUUUAUGGUGAGACGAGCUGGACGCUUUGGUCAGCUGAGAGGGCCACUGUCAAUGCCUACACCCGAGGACGCCGGCGAAACUCUGGACCUGAAAUGGAGGGCAUGGGUGCACGCCGAAUCAUACAAGAGACUGGCGUGUCAUCUCUUGAUUCACGAUGCGCAGGCGUCAAUGGCUCGUGCAGUGGCACCACUUCUGUCUCCGGCGGAAAUCUCGCUGGGGUUCCCGGCAUCGAAACAACUCUGGUCUGCUGGCUGUGCGCGAGAAUGGAGGAUUCUCUGUCUCGACCAUAAUCUGGCUUGUCCGGACAAGAGCCUGAGCAUUUCACGUGGGCUCAACAAUCUGUCGCAGCUGAGAGAUCAACAGAACAUAGACCUCUGUUUUGCGGCCAUCAUCGUCAUCUACAGCACUUGGGCCGUGGUUCAUAGCCACCUUCAGCUCAACGCUCUGACGCGAUCGCCCACAUCGACCCCACGCCAUAAUGGAUCCUUCAUAAACAGCUCCCAGAACCCGGGAGUGGUUCAUUUCAUAGAACAGAUUCUCCUGGUGCUCUCGGACUGGAACGAAUCUUUCCGACCGACGAUGGCCCUCGUGUCGGAAAGGACGCUCCUCGGUCUCCACGUGUCUUUUGAACAAGUGCAAUUGUUUGCGGGCAAGGAAGGAGAAGAUGAAGCGCGACGGGCCUUCCCCAUGCUGCAACAGUGGGCCGACAGCAGCGAUGCUCGCAAGGCCGUCUGGCAUGCCGGUCAGAUCUUGAGAGCCGCACGACGGUGUCACGCAAACGAACUCCUGGAUUUUGGCGCCAUCUGUCUCUAUCACGCCGGCCUCACCUUUUGGGCGUAUGCGGUGGUUCGAACAGCGGCUCCAAGCCACCUCCCUGGUCAGACACAGUCAUCUCGCGCAUUGUCCAACCCAGGUGAUACAGUGUAUGUCUGGCUGGACGGGGACGACUGUCCUGCCGUGCAGCGUUUCAUCAGUCUCAACCGCGGCAUUCCCGUGGUCCAUGAUGGGACGGACAGUGCCAAUGGGUCAGUAUCGCUGAGCAGUCCAAAGACCCUCAUGGGGUUAUGUAUUGACCUGUUGAGGAAGAACGCAAAUGCCAGGGACCACGGAGGAUACCUGCCCUUGGUCGAGAAUCUAAGUCAGCUGAUGCGUGACCUGGGCAAUGCUGCGCAAGGGGUGCUUUCCGGACAGCUGAGACGCUUCAAGGAGCACCAACCAGGAGCGCGAGGGGGUAGUAUCACCUAG
Capronia coronata CBS 617.96 is the source of this 2379-nucleotide messenger RNA. RefSeq lists its product as uncharacterized. NCBI's taxonomy places the organism in Eukaryota, Fungi, Ascomycota, Eurotiomycetes, Chaetothyriales, Herpotrichiellaceae. Gene Ontology annotation, biological process: DNA-templated transcription. The transcript has 4 exons. Gene Ontology annotation, molecular function: zinc ion binding; DNA binding. Bases 1 to 2379 code for a protein of 792 amino acids. The record is from RefSeq and is a predicted model, not a curated record.